GACUAAAUGAAUUUUGUUGUAAACAUGAACUAUGGCUCUGUCGCAUCAGUGGUAUAUUCAUUGGUCCUCACCACCUCUUCUCUUUGAUGAUAUAAGUUCACAAUACAAAAGUGUGAACCCAUUUUUAAAUUCACGUGAAAGAGAUUUCAACCGUUUUCAUUAUGUCGGAAGAAAGUAUGCACAAAGUGAAAGAAAUUCAUAUUUGGUUAAACAUGAGAGUGUAUAUGACAGUUUUCGUAAAAAACGGCCAGUUAUUGAGAAGCCUCGGUUACCAGGCGUGACUCUGUGGCUAACUAUGCUAGGGCUGGCAACGUCUCAAUAUCUACCUGCCGACGUGGAGACACCGCCCUUUAGCACUCUUUACAAAUGGAAACAGAUUGAUUUCGAAUUCCCAUCAGAAGCAGCGAGAUACCAAGCAUUGGCUAACAGAGACUACGUACCUGAAAAUGUACUGCCACUGGGUCUUGAAAUAUGGGGCUCCCGUAUAUGGGUAACCCUGCCAAGCUGGAGACGUGGCGUCCCUGCUACUCUUGCAACUGUGCCUCGAUUUGGCGGCAGUAGCUCCCCUCGCCUUGUGCCAUAUCCUGAUUGGAGUUAUCACAGAGCAUUUAACAUGAAACAAAAAUGUUCCGGACUGACUUCAGUGUUCAGAGUGAACGUCGAUGACUGCGGGAGAUUGUGGGUCCUUGAUUCGGGCCAAAUUGACUCACAAGAUGAUCCAAAACAAAUUUGCCCACCCAGUAUUGUUGUUUUCGAUUUAAGAACAGACCAACUACUAGCUCGUUACAUAAUACCUGAGAAGUAUGUGCUGCAAGAUUCACUAUUCUCCAACAUUAUUGUGGACACAAGAACCAUAGACUGUUCCGACCUGCACGUCUACAUAGCAGAUACCUGGCGGUUUGGUCUUUUAGUGUUUCGCGAGAGUGAUAAAAAAUUCUGGAGGUUUUCUCAUCAUUUAUUCUACCCUGAUCCAUUAGCAUCCAACUAUACUCUUCAUGGGGUUAAUUUCCAAUGGUCUGAUGGGAUAUUUGGUCUUGCUUUGUCCCCUCUGUAUAAUUACGAAGACCGAAUAUUAUUCUUCCACGCAAUGUCCAGCUACAGAGAAUUUUAUGUAAAGACAUCUGUUCUUCGUGAUCUCCAUGGUGUGAACAAGAGUGUUAAUGAAUUCAAUCUCGUUGGAGAUAGUCGAGGGCUGAACGGCCAAUCGUCUGCUUCCACGAUCGAUCGUCGAGGAGUCAUGUUUUAUGGGUUGGUAACUAGAGACAGUAUAGGGUGCUGGGAUACAAGGAAACCAUACGAUGGUAAAACAAUGGGUGUUGUCGCAAUGAAUGCAGAUACAUUGAUAUUUCCAAACGACAUUAAAGUGGACCAGGAUAAGCGACAGAAUGUUUGGGUAAUAUCCAAUAGGCUGCCGAUGUUCCAGGAUGGCUUGUUAAACCCUGGAGAUUACAACUAUCGGAUAAUGUUUGCAGAUACUAUUGAAGCGGUGAAGGGAACUGUUUGCGAUCCGAGCAUUCUUUCCUUGCACAGUUUAUCCCAAACACGAAAAUUGUUGCCAUAAAUAAAAAAGCGCAUUUUUUUCAGAUCAUUAAACUCAUGUUUAAAAUUUAAAUAGUUAUUGAUGUAAACUGAAAAAAUAGCACAUUAAAUUACCAACUGAAAACCAUUCUAACAUCAAAAGAAAUCUCGUAAUUGAUACUUUUAAGAUACUUUCUGUUUUAGCUAUCUUAGGUAAUCUAUGCAAAAGUUAUAUUUUUUUUGUAAUCAAAACAUUAUUGAUCUCAUCAAAAGUUUGACAGUAAAAAUUAAUUUAUACUUAUAUGAAAGCCUAUGUUCGUUUUUGUUAAGUAUUUUUCAUAACACUUUGCUCAUGUUAAAUAAAAGGAUUUAAAUUUAAAACAGUGAUCAAAUGAGAAAUAAUUUUAAAACUUUUGAAUAGAGUUUUUAAAAUAUAAUUAUUAUUAGUUAGGAUGAAAAACAGGGGUGAACAAUAUAAUAUAAGUCUGAUCAAAUUAAAUUUGAUACUUUCGUCAUUAUAAUAUUGUGAAUGUAAAUAAAAAUCAAUACUACUUUGUUCACUUAGGUGAAAGAAAUGACACUUAUGAAUAAAAAAGCUAUUAUACUUUUCGUAAAAUUUUGAGCCUUUUUUUAGCGUUUGAGAAGAAGUGGCAGGAAAGUCAUUGCCAUCACUUAAAACACUAUUUACAGCUUCAUCGUUUCAUUUAAUUAUAAUAUAUGUCAAGUUGCGCAAUAAAAAUACUCAAUUAUAAAAAUGAGUAAUUUAAAUAAAAUUGAAUAAAAACGUGUGUGUACGCACUUAAGAAGUUAUACUUCUUUGGCCUAUUACGUUUUUUGAAAGAACAAUUUUGUAAAAAUCUUGCAAAGAUGGCUUUGACAAUUUAUUAUUAAAUAAUGAAUACGGCUGUAUGGGCUUGAACUCUUUGCCUGUCCUAUUAUGGACGAAGAAACCAAAAAAGAAUAACGAAUGACGCAAACGUCAGAUAGGAACCAACUCAUCAUUUUUUCAUAACCCGCCUAAAGAAGUAUAACUUCGACACAACCACAAGAGUUAUUGGGUACAGAUGCAUCAAUCUACACACAUUGUAAAUAAAUAAAGGUUUAGUGCUUAGAAUAUGGAUUGGUCUCCGCUGCGCUCCAAUUAGAUACCGCACAACCUAAGAACAACAGCUUUAUUAUUACGGCAAUGCGUGGCUUCUUGACACUCAAUGGCAUCUUUCAAAUUUUGUAACAUACGCGUGUUAAUUUACAUUGAAAUUAAAAAAAUAUAAAAUACUUACUGAUGAUAUGUGAUCCCAGUGUCUUUCGUAUUUCUUGUAGUAUUGUUUUUACAAAGUUUUACUCUGCAACCCGGCAUUUUAGUUUCAAUUAUUAGCAAAGUUUAACACAACAUGUGGCACGUCACACAUUGAGACUGGCUCGGGUAUACUUGUGUGUAGUAUUAGUUGCCGCACUUCGCGACUACGCCUGAGGUAUCUAAUUGGAGCGCAGCGGAGACCAAUCCAUAUUCUAAGCACUAAACCUUUAUUUAACAACAUGAACCGAUGACAAUCCAACCACCACAAUUAGCAGUAUUGUCUGAUAAAAUCAGGUUUUAUGUCAGAUAGAGCCAGCGUAAGUAAAUGUUUAUAUUAUAUACAAUGUGUACAAUAAAAUAUUAAUAUUA
Molecule: messenger RNA, 3184 nt
Organism: Leptidea sinapis
Lineage: Eukaryota; Metazoa; Arthropoda; Insecta; Lepidoptera; Pieridae
Gene: yellow-12
Product: protein yellow-like
Exons: 4
Coding region: 32-1561 (509 amino acids)
Cellular component (GO): extracellular region
Source: RefSeq, a predicted model, not a curated record